Molecule: messenger RNA, 6051 nt
Organism: Musca domestica (house fly)
Lineage: Eukaryota; Metazoa; Arthropoda; Insecta; Diptera; Muscidae
Gene: ana1
Exons: 7
Coding region: 83-5419 (1778 amino acids)
Source: RefSeq, a predicted model, not a curated record
CAGCCAAACAAAUGACACUCAAUUGAAAAAACUACGGCGGAAAAACUUGAAUUUUGUUGGAGCGGAUGGAUACGGGUGAAAAAUGUCGGUGAAUAUUACAGUCAAUGGCAAUUUUGUUUCCAAGCACUGCCAAAGGAAUCCUUUGCUACUGGAUCGUGAGAAGGCCAAAAAGGAGUUGGAAGAGGAGAGAAGAAAGAAGCGUUUGUUACAGGUCCGUGAGCAGUCCAAGCAAAUUGCUGAAAAAAUUCGAAACGAUGUUAAGGAAACAAAACGCAAAGAAAUACAAAAAUAUGAAGCAACAAAAGCCCAAGAGUUUGAGACAUGGCGUAAGCAGGCUUUGCAACGGAAUAAAAAUGAAUUUAGUGAAGCGAUAUUUCAGCUAGGUGCAGCCCAUAAAGUUGCCAAGGCUGAAAAUCAAGCUAAAGCCGAAAAACGAACAGCAGCAAAACCUCAAAGUAGCUACAAGGACUUUAAAAAGCAAAUGGAAGCCCGCCGACGUAACAACGAGAAGCUACAAAAGGAAAAACCAAGUGUUAGCAACAAAGGACAAAGUUGUUCAGAUUGCCAGUACAAAUGUAAGUGCUACACAAUGGGUCAAGAGGAGGCACAAAAAAGAAAAAGAACUGCUUGCAUGUCUUCAAGUGAUUCGGAAACCCUUAGCAGUGAUGGGGAAACAAGUAAUGAAGAAACGUUAAAGGAUACCCCAUCACUUUCAAGUUUUUCUCCCUGUAAAAGUCCCACAACCACAACAACUGUAAGCAACAACAUUGCCACACAAACUUCCCUAUUACAACCCGAAAAGAAUCUAAAACAAACUCCUGCAGUUUUUAUGGAUGUUGAGGUUGGUACUGAUGAUUCUGUGCUUAUAGCUGGACCUGUAGAAAUAAAGGAUAAACAUGUUGUAAACAACCGGCAAUUUAGCAGCAUCAUAAGAGUUAGUCCCAAAAAAUCGAAACAGAAAAAGGAUGCACACACAAACAAACAAGUUCAGGUUACAUCAAUAUCUACAACCACUACUUCAUCGACAGAGAAUAAGGAAAAUUCCAACAAAAGUCUUGAAAAUGUUUGCUUUGUUCCAGCAGCAAAACCAAAAGAAAAACGUUUUACACUUAUAUCAAAUUUGGUAAAGAAACAAGAGGAACUGCCCAAAACUUCCAAAGAAAUGUCACCGAAUAAAAGAAGAACCAAUGAAGUCGCAGAACAUAGUUCACCGCGUAAAUUUGUGGCAAUGCCAGCACCACUGACCAGACCUCCAGUUGCACGUCCCAUUGCCAAACCAAUGUCACCGCCCAAGGAAAGUAUGUCAUCCAAAUCCUCAAAGGUUACCACUAGAGGUCAUACACACACACAACCACCAACAAAAUCAAUUUCUACAGCAUCGGCCAACACCGUUGCCAUGGGUAGCCUGGCCAGUAGCAGUGGUCGAGUACAAUUUUACGAUUACAACAGUAAAUUGUCCAAGGAAGGAACCCAAAGUUCAGCCAACGUUGAGGUGUUACAGCAACGAGAUUCGGUUCAACCCACGGCAAUGGAGCAAGCUGUUGUCGAGAAUCGUUUGCAGUACGAUAGACAACAGGAUUUGUGCGAGAAGCAAAAACUAAUGAUGGAACGUGGUCAGAAGGCUUUGGAGCGGGAACAAGUACGACGGGACUGCAAUGAUUUAACCGAAAAACUGGAGGCCCUAACCAAACAAUAUCCACGACAAGUGCCAAUUAAUGAAAACAAUCCUCACAUAUUUGCCGAUAAACAACUACGGCUGGAGGGUAAAAUGAAUUCAGCCGUUGAAAAACUUUUGAGCCGACCAACUAUCAUAACUUGUUCCGAAAUUGAUGAGCACGAUAAAAAAUCACCUCAACCCGCUCCAAGUAAACCUAAGGCAAAUAAUGAACUGAAUGUGGGCGCUCUUAACUCGAGCAAUGAUCAUCAGGCCGAUGAUGAUGCUACUAGUGAUAGUUGUUGUUCAAUUCUUUUGGGUUAUGUGGACGAUCAAAGUCGUCAGGUGCGAAAAGACCUGGAACAGUGGUCGGAUAAAGAAGACAGCCAAAAACAAAAACGUCUUAAGAAUUUACUACAACGUCUUGAUAAAUUGAGGCAUUCAAUUAUCCAAGAAAUACAAAGUAAUAAGGCUAAUAAAACGGAAAAAGCGAAAUCGAAUACAAAACGUGAUGACAACUAUCGCCAGUUGAUAGAAGAUAUUUCAACAUUUCGUCAAGAAAGGGAGAAUAUUAUGCUGGAUGGUGUCGACGACUCUUCACGGCCUGAGAAGGGAAAGAAAACUCAAAAAGUAAGUGAAGAGAAGCAGGCAAAGAAUAUCCCCGAUAAAAAACCCCUUGCGGAAAGAGAAAAACUGUUGGAACAAAAAGAAGCCAUAUUGGAGGAAAAGUUACGUGAGUUCUAUGAACUUCAAAAGCAAAAUUGUAAAACUACGAAGCCCAAAACUGAGAGUAACGAAAAAGAAAACAAGACCCAAAAAUCCUCUAAAAAUAAUGAGAAAAGUGAGGAUGAUCCAAGCCAGGAGAACAAGGAAAACAUUAAUUGCAGCUCCUUGGAAACUCCUGUGGAAAUUAUCAUAACGGUUCAGGGCGAAACAAAAUGUGUUAAAAUCCCAGUUAAAAAUAACAAAAGAAAAUCUGCUCACAAGAAGCCCUCACCCACACAUUUAGCCACUCUGAUAAAAAGCCCACAUGCCAAGAUGAGUGCCAAGAAGUUAACACCAAAAAAGAUUGUGCCUGCAAAAGAACCUCCCCCACCGCCAAAGGCUCCAUCUUUGGUAAGGCACAACUCAUAUGAUUCCAAUUCUACAUCUUAUAUGAGUCUGCCACCACAUAUACCCACACAGUUGGGGGCUCUGGUAGACAGGACAACCGAAAAUCACAUGCCGUACAAAUCUUCUACAGAAACUGAUAGAUAUGGAAGACAGGACAAGCACAAGAAACCUGUACCUAACAUAAAUCCUUUGGUUGCUCAAUAUGUUCAACGACUACUGGGUAUGUCACGCAAGACAAUACAACGUUUGGCCGUGAGCUCCUCAGACAUAGAUACACCUAGUUCAUCGAUCAUUAACACCUCGGGCAACAAUAGCUCCACUGAGUCACUGCUCUCCGAGGAACGCAUGGCCUUUGUGGAGAGUUUUGUGCAUGAGAAUCGCAGUUUUAUUAAAGAAUUGGAGCAAUCUUUGAGAGCCCAACAUAAUGCCACACUGGAGGAUAGUAUGAAAGCAUUUGAUGAAAUUUGGCGUAAGCGGUUAAAACAAAAACAGCAACAAACCUCAAAAACAAAUAGCUCUCAAGGGCCAAGAAAAAGUCGUGAAGAAGUGGCUAAAACCAAGGCAACAGCAUCUCCUAAGGCGUGUAAGAACCUAAAAACUCAAACAAAGGAAUUGCAAAGUAAGGAGGUGAGCAGUCAAACACAAAUUAAAGACAAGCCCAAGGUAAUGCCAAAACUUCCCAAAAACUAUCCACUUAACUUGGAACAAUCCACUACCCAGGAUACCGAGAGCAGUCCAGAAAUGUUGGAAAAACUAAAAGCCAAAUCGAAACAAAGACUCUCGGCCAAGGUUGAUAAGGCAGUGGAAACAAAGCUUUCCGAUGACAUAAAUAAAUCCGAGUCGGAUUCACAAAUAGCCCGCUAUGCCCAAUUAACAGAGAACUGUACCCAUCGCAUUGCCGAGUUGACGGAACUUAUAAAUCGUGUGCGCGAAGAGAAGCAACGUCUCUUGGAAGUUACCCUCAGCUCGGUUAGUGACAAUGGCAGGCAGUCGACAGAAUAUUUAGAGUUGCCCGAGGGCAAAAGUAGGACUAGCAACCACAAUGAAGGUGAGUCCAGCGUGGCCAGCAGCACAGAGGAGGUCACUGCAGCCACUCUAAAAUCGGCAACCUCAUUGGAUGCCAAAAAUCAACCGAUACAAUUAUCGAAAAUGGAUAAAAAUCAUCCGAUUGCGGCCAGUCAGGAUAGUGGCAUUGCAGACAGCCGGCCCAUAACAGCUCAAGAACAUCGCCACGAUCUCGAGCCUAUAUCACAAACCUCAACGGAAUCACACAGUGCCGUGCAGCAGCGUAAAACCAAACCACCACCUACGCUAAGAAGGUUUAGUCCACAAUUUCGGGAAGAAGAUUUGGUUCAUGAAUUAUCGACAAUUUUGGAGGUGGACACUCCAGUGAAUUCACGCAUAAACACAGCGGCAAGUCAAAAAUCUGAGGAGCAAAUCACAGUGGCUAGAGAAAUGGAGCCAGCUUCAGCUGCUCAGCAGAGUCACCAGCCGGUUGCGUUUCCCACAUUCGAAGAAUAUGUACAGCGUAUGAAUUUGGAUAUAACACAACUAAAUGAUGAACAAAGUUCCCUCCUGCAAUCCGAAUUUUCGCAUUUUAUAGAAGACAUGCAGAGGAGUCGUUUGAAUGGGAAAGAACUGCCAUCUCCACCACAAUAUACCGAAUUCCCCUCCAUUAAUGGUUAUUUAAAUCAAAGCAAGUCCGAUGUGGCGGACCAAACAGAGGCGGUGGAAGAUUCAUUGGCCCAACUGCGAAUCAAUGAUUUAAAGCCCCAACGCUUUCCCGCUGUUCGAGAAUAUGUUAAACAAAAACAUAAGGAAAAAGCUGAAAGUGGUGGCCCCACAACAUCUCCCGAUGAUGAACAGCAAUUAUUAUUGGACACUGAGAGUUUGGAAAAUAUCACAGAUAUCGUAACAAAUACCAAUACGGAAAGUGAAUCAGCAUCAUUGGAUAUUGAAAAGGAGUUAAAACAACGUAAAAUCCUUAAACAUUCUUUUCGUUACACAAAACCCAAAGAUGUGUUUUCAUCCACUGCCCAUCAUGAUGUUGGAGAAUUCUAUCAGGAUUUAAUGGGCUGUGAAAGUGGCAUUGAAAAACUAUCGACCUCGGAAGCAACAACAACCACACAACUGGAAACCGAUCUGAAGAGAAUGGUUAAUCAGUGGUCCAAAGAGAACAAUGAAAAGCCACAAUAUCAGUCGUUAAGCAGUACCACAUCGAGCUCAGCAAUUGAAAAAUUGGCAAAGUCUACUUCCUUAGAUGAAACGUCUAAUGAAAAUGGACGCCCAUUAAAUUUACGCGACUUCUUGAAACGUGAGCUGCUAAAACAUCCGAAUUUCUCGACAUCAAGUUCAACAUCGAGUAGCAUUGAUGAUUCGUUGCGUAGUCAAUUUCUACACUCGCUCAUUGGCUCGUUAACCCCGCGAACGAAUGCAGCUACCAGUAAGUCCGGCCAACACACCCUGGAUCGCCAAAAGACCUCAACUCCCGUUCCCGGCCAUUCGUCGCAAACUCGCUCCACACCUGGCAGUGGUGAAAAUCCUCUGAAUACCACAAGCUCUCAAUUGUUUUCCGGCGAAAGUCACAUAUCAUCGGUUCAUGGUGAUCGUUCGAGAAAUGCUGCAGAAUCGGGCAAUCAAAAUUCCGAAUAGCUAAGGCAUAUUGUGCGCAUUUAUAUUUAUUUGAAAGUGAUUAACAAGACUUUUGUUGUGAAAUGAAGGACUUACCCAUGCCGUUAUCGCUGUACAUUCCACGCCAAGACAUUACCUUUUAAAUGUGUGUGUAUUAAAUAAUUAUUUUUUAAAAGCCUAUAUUUAUUUCUAUAAGUUUAGCUAUUAACUAUAUUUUUAAUUAUUCAACAACUACCAAGAAGCUUUAAUAUGGCAAAGAUGUACGUCCAAAUUCCGACUUUUUGCAUUUUCAUUUAAAUUUUUAAUAACGAAUUUUCUAGAAAAAAAAUUAUAUUUACAUACCACAAAUACGAUAUCGGAAAGUAGUGCAAAUGAAUGUUAUUUGUUGUAAUUUUAAAUAUUUAUUUGUGUAAAGCUUUUGUAAGAAAGUUUUGUAGACAAAAGUGUUUUAUAUAUUUUAUUUUCACAUUUUAUAUACAUAUACAAAAAAAAAAACAAAUGCUAUAUUUUAUUUGUUGUUUGACUCUAAUUUUAACUACAGACAGUGGUCGCACGAUUUCAUGUUGUUUAUUAAAUGAGAUAAUGUUAUUCUUUCUUUCUUUUUGGUAUCAAAAUGCGAUCAUUUCAACUUAAAAUUACAAAAAAACAUCAAA